UCUAGAUGGCAGUAGUACACAGCACACUGAUAGCGGAGGCGCUGGAGUAAAAGCUCAGAACAAGCAACAUUAAACUCGUGUUGAAGAUGAGAAGAAACAAAGAGGCUACACUUCAGCUUUUAUAAACUCUAGAGAGAUUAUUUAGCGAACACGACACAACUCCUGCCUUUAUUCAUUAUAUCCUGGCUCUUGACUGUCAAUUCCUCUGUGAAAGCGAUCAGGAAUAGCGGACUUUUAACGUGUUCAUAUGUAAACAGGUCUGAUUGAGGAGAGAAAUCAAGAUGUCCAAACGAGAGAAAAAAAAACAAUCAUUCAAGACAAAAGACAGAAAAUGUUUCACCUGCAUUCAGUGUGGAAAGAGUCUGGCAAACAAAGAGAAUCUCAAGAGUCACAUGAUGAUCCACACUGGAGAGAAACCAUUCACAUGCUCUCAGUGUGGGAAGAGUUUCAGUCAAUCAGGAAACCUUAAAAAUCACAUGAGGAUCCACACUGGAGAGAAACCAUUCACAUGUUCUCAGUGUGGAACGAGUCUGGCAAACAAAGAUACUCUCAAGAAUCACAUGAGGAUCCACACUGGAGAGAAACCAUUCACAUGUUCUCAGUGUGGGAAGAGUUUCAGUCUAUCAGGAAACUUUAAUAAUCACAUGUUGAUCCACACUGGAGAGAAAACGCACAAAUGUGAUCAGUGCUGCAAAACAUUUUUGAUGCUUUCAGGGCUGAAGAAACACCUUACAGUUCAUGCAAAGGAGAAGCCUUAUUCAUGCUCUGUGUGUGGAAAGAGUUAUAGUUGUAAAUAUAAUUUUAAAAAGCACGAGAAGAUCCACACCAGUGUGAAAGAGUACAUGUGCUUUGAGUGUGAGAGAACUUUUUUUACAUCUAGAGAAUUAAAACGACAUGAGAGCAUUCACACUGGAGAGAAACCUUACAAGUGUUCACACUGCGACAAGAAAUUCAGACUGUUAUCACAAUUAAAAAUACAUGAGAGGAUUCACACUGGAGAGAAACCGUACAAGUGUUCACACUGUGACAAAAGAUUCAUUACAUUAGGGGAGCUGAGAAGACAUGAGAGGUUUCACACUGGAGAGAAACCAUACAAGUGUUCACACUGUGAUAAAAGAUUCGUUACAUUAGGGGAGCUGAAAAAACAUGAGAGGAUUCACACUGGAGAGAAACCUUACAAGUGUUCACAUUGCGACAAGGCAUUCCGUGUGUUAGAACUUCUGAAAAGUCAUGAGAGGAUUCACACUGGAGAGAAACCGUACAAGUGUUCAGACUGUGACAUGAGAUUCAGUCGUUCCGGAAAUCUCAGAAAACAUAAGAGAAGGACUCAUGUUUGA
Danio aesculapii is the source of this 1337-nucleotide messenger RNA. Its product is annotated as zinc finger protein 879-like. Lineage: Eukaryota; Metazoa; Chordata; Actinopteri; Cypriniformes; Danionidae. Gene Ontology annotation, cellular component: nucleus. Bases 282 to 1337 code for a protein of 351 amino acids. Gene Ontology annotation, biological process: regulation of transcription by RNA polymerase II. The transcript is spliced from 2 exons. The record is from RefSeq and is a predicted model, not a curated record. Gene Ontology annotation, molecular function: RNA polymerase II transcription regulatory region sequence-specific DNA binding; DNA-binding transcription factor activity, RNA polymerase II-specific.